GAAAGUACGUCAUUUGCCAGUGCACUGCGGAAGAAACAAGAUGUCAUCAAUCAUCAAUAUGUAUGUAAGCAUACAAGUAAUGUUGCUACUCGUGUUAACAGCACAGCACAAAUGUUUGGGAUUUUACAUCAGGAAUAACGACGAGUCCCCAGCAAAUGUUGGUGCUACGUCUGAAAGUCGCAACAAUGAAUGGGGAAUUCUUCAAAAUAGGCUUGGACUAUCCCAUGAAAAAGUCGAGCUGCUCAAAUCGCAAAAGGAUCAGCAGGGCACAAAGAAGUUGCUUCAUCGAUUUAUUAUGGAAAACCCAAAGUACAUAAGUACUCCUGCAACAACUAAUAAAAAAAAACGGCCAAGUAACCAGUUUAAGCGACUUUUCCAAGCUUUGGCUAACAACUUUGACAGCUCGAAGAGUACGCUUAAAACAACUUUCAAAUUUGAGUUGACAGAUAGGCCUUUAAAGUCAUUAAAGCGUGGUCGUCGAAAGAUUGCCGUAAAUAUGGUGUCUGACAUGUCGUCUGAAGGAGUGGACCAACUACUUCAAAGUUUUUACCUGAAACACAAUAUCGAACAAUCAAAUUAUGACAACGACAAAGCUGAUCGAUCCUCUGAUAAUGGGGAUUACAGUGAUAUGGACAUACUACGAAGUGAACUAAUGGACACAGACUCCGACUAUGCGUAUGAUAACCUUUACGAAGAUGAAGGCGAUGUAGCGCUUACUGCCAAAUCCCAUCAAAAUUCGGAGUAUGGUUCUUUCCAAGAUUUAAUCCUACAGGCCAAACGAAACCAAUGGGAAACGGAAAAUGAGGAAACCAAGUUGCAUAGUCCCAUCAACGACCACUUUAUAUAAAAAAAAAAUAAAGCCAAAAAAAAUGCUUAUUAGCAGUGGUCUUAGGGGCUUUGCAAUAGAUGUUCAUAUGCUGGCAUUGAACCGGAACCUUAUUAUUAUUAUUGUAAACAUUUAACAGCUUUAACCGUGCCUUCACUGUGCACGGACUUAUUUAUAGAGACUUCAAAGUGACCUCGUUGUUAACAAUUUGAACUUGUUUGCUACCAUUAUGAUGCUUACACAAACAUUAAAUAUUAUUAUAAUUUAUUAUAGCUUAAAUUUAAAAUUAAUAAA
Drosophila virilis is the source of this 1120-nucleotide messenger RNA. RefSeq lists its product as uncharacterized. Lineage: Eukaryota; Metazoa; Arthropoda; Insecta; Diptera; Drosophilidae. The record is from RefSeq and is a predicted model, not a curated record.